This is a messenger RNA of Cheilinus undulatus (humphead wrasse), 2395 nucleotides long. Its product is annotated as coagulation factor VII-like. Bases 966 to 2234 code for a protein of 422 amino acids. Gene Ontology annotation, molecular function: serine-type endopeptidase activity; calcium ion binding. The transcript has 5 exons. NCBI's taxonomy places the organism in Eukaryota, Metazoa, Chordata, Actinopteri, Labriformes, Labridae. Gene Ontology annotation, biological process: blood coagulation; proteolysis. The record is from RefSeq and is a predicted model, not a curated record.
ACAGACCACUCCUUUAAGGUUUCUGUUUUAACUCCAGUUCUUACAUUCCUUCAAAACAUUUCUGACAGUUUAAUAAAGCCAGGGAAAUUUGUUUUUACUAUAAGUAAACAGUUCCACCCACUUUUCCAAAAGUUGUCAACAUGUUUGUGCAAUUUAGACCAUGCUCUCUCUAUUGUGGUUUAACGUAUGGCCAAAGAUCACGUCAAAAAUAGCAUCUGCAACAUUUGGAAGAGUGUCAGAAACUGAUGAAGAGUGAAGAUUUCCUUCAGUUCAACCACUUUUCCCAAAGUUGCCAACGUGUUUGUCCAAUUUAGACCAUGCUCUCUCUAUUUUUGCUAAAACUUGACCAAAAAGCAUGAUAGAUUGCUCAAAUAGAUUGGCAACUUUGUAAAAGUGUCUGGCCCAGUUGAAGACUGAAGAUUUCCUUCCAGUUCCACGUACUUUUCAAAAGUUGCCAACGUGUUUGUUCAAUUUAGACCACACUUUCUCUGCUUCAGUUAGAAACAUGAACAGAGACAACUUCACAAACAUUCCGUGCUCUGCCUUUGAUGAGGUCAUCUUUAAAGUCUUUAGGAAGAUGAUCUCAUCAAAACAUUCCAUCCUUGUGUUUUUCAUAGAGGCAGAUCUGGACCCCAGUUGCCAUCCCAGUCUAACCAGUGGCCCUGGGGUUACUGUCCUAAUGGUAUCAGUGUGUCCUUUAAAAGCGUGUUUAUGACAGCAUGAUGGAGAAAAGCGGUUAAAGAGGCCUCCUGGUUAGAAUGGUAGGAAGGUGAUUGUGGUGUAUUCACUUGUAAAGCUCAGCUUUAUCAAACACAGUUCAAAAGAAGAAGAGGGAAACAGAGGUGGGCGGGGCUAAGCAGAGCAUCUCUACUUGUUAUGUGAGCCCCCUGGUGGCCAAACGUACAAACUCUGUGAUGUCUGCCCACAUUUCUCUGUUUCUACCUCCUCUGUGUGUCUAAAGUUUGAUGUUCCCUCAGCAGCAGAUAAAGCUGAUCAGUGCUGAUAAUCCACUUAUUGAUUAUGUGAUUGUGUUCUCUACAGUCGUAUUGAUCCUCUUUCUUCUCCUGUCCGUUCAUCAUGUCUCUGUCUCUAAAGGUCGUGACCCGUGCCUGGUUAACCCGUGUCAUAAUAACGGCUCCUGUGUCUACAUGGGGACGUCCUACCAGUGUUUCUGUCCUGCUGGGUUUGGAGGGAAAUACUGUGAGAGGGCCGUGGAGGACCUACUGAAGUGCGUCUAUCAGAACGGAGGCUGUGAGCAUUUCUGUGACGGAUCAGGAGAGCAUCACAAAUGUUUGUGUGCCAGCGGGUACAGACUGGGAGCAGACGGACGCCAGUGUGUGGCUGAGGUGGAGUUUCCCUGUGGUCGUCGCGCUCCACAGGAAGCAGACCUGAACCAGGAUGUACGGGUUCAGACCAGGCUGGUGGGGACAAACCACUGCCCCAGAGGAGAGUGUCCCUGGCAGGUUCUGCUACAGUUAAAUGGAAACAGUCACUGUGGAGGCGUUCUGAUCAACCCAGACUGGGUCAUCACUGCUGCUCACUGUAUCCAUGGCAACAACCCCCAAAACUUCACUGUGGUGGCAGGGGAACAUAACUUAGAUGUGGAGGAGGGCACAGAGCAGAGGAUACCUGUUUCCAUGGCGAUCGCCCAUGAUGGUUACGUCCAUGAAACGGCUGACAGCGAUAUUGCCCUGCUGCGCCUGAGUCAACCCGUCACCCUGAACCGCCACGUUGUUCCCAUCUGCCUCCCCACCAAACACCUGGCGCAGGGCGAGCUCCUGGCAACCCGUUACCAUGACGUAUCAGGGUGGGGCUCAAGGAUCAACGGGGGGAACGAGGAGGACUCAGCCAACACCGCCCCAGUCUCGCCCUUGCUCCGUAAAUUCACUGUCCCCAUGAUCCCCACCUCCAGGUGCUCGCCAAGCUCCGCCCAGUUCAACUUCAGCAGUAACCUGCUGUGUGCCGGGUACAUGGAGAUCGACCACCAAAGUUGUCGUGGAGAUGAUGGGAGCCCACUGGUCACACUCUACGGCUCCACCCGCUUCCUGACUGGCGUGGUAGCAUGGGGGCGGGGCUGCACGCCAAAGGGGAUCUAUGGGGUCUACACCAACAUGGCCAACUAUGUGGACUGGGUGGAGGAUGUCAUGAAGAACCCGCCCUCUGUGGUGUCAGCCAAUGAGAAACCAGCAGAGAGAGUGGCGUCUUUAGACCUGCUGGAACAGAAACACGUGUAAACAAUUUUGUUUUAGGAGUCAAACCAAGACUGUCGUUGUUAGUUUAGAAAGGGGUUUGGUUUCAGCCUCUCUUUAAGGUUUCAGACUAAAUGUAAAGUCCUCCAGGAUUAGGAAUCUGGACUAAUGUCUGUAAUUAAUGUAACAGUGACAUACUGGAAAUA